CCUUAAUUCCUUUGUUUUCUAUCCUAAAUUUGGUUAAAAUUCCUUCUUUAUUACCCUUUGAGCCUGAAGAAAUCGUGAGGCCUACAGGAAGGGGUUGAAAAUUAGCGAGAGUUGAGAAUGCUAACAUUCGUGUGCUUCGUUUUCAGAAGAGGUACGAGAUUUCUAACCAAGAACGUUGAAACACGCAACAGUUUUAAAUGGCUUACAACAUCUGGUUAAUCUUUAGUGUUGCCUUAGCAAACUGCGGCUAUUUACGGGCGGAAAUCUAUGAAAAAAAGGAUAAGGGUGAUCGAAUUUCUCUCCAUAUCGAUGGAAACAUCACACUUGGAGGUCUCUUUCCAGUCCAUCGCCGUAGUAGUGCGACAGAGAACGCUUGUGGGGACAUAGACCUACUUCCUGGAUACCAGUACCUCGCUUCCAUGCUGUAUGCUCUUGAAGAAAUAAACGACAGUCAGGACAUUCUUCCAGGAAUUAAGCUCGGGGCGAAAAUAUACGACACUUGCCGAAGUCAGACGAUUGGUUCCCAAGGCGCAAAAGAAAUAAUCAAGUACACUCUUAGUGAAGAAAAUAGCAUUGCACCGCUAGCAGGUGUCGUCGGACCAUUCCGAAGUGACGUGUCUGUAGCUGUUGCAAAUUUGCUACGUGUCUUUAACAUCCCUCAGGUCAGCUACGGCUCAACUACCCCAGUUCUAAGCAAUAAAGAUCUCUACGGUUACUUUUUACGCACUGUCCCGUCAAAUUCGUAUCAGGGCAAAGCAAUGGUGGAUGUUGUUCGUCACUUUGGAUGGAGUUACGUCAUGACCGUGUAUUCCCCGGGGGAGUAUGGAGAGAGAGGGAUGGUCAAAUUCUAUGAAGAGGCAGAACGUGCGGGGAUUUGUAUUGCAAACAAGAAAAAACUUCCUUCUUUCCCGACGGAGGAAGAUUUUGACAAAACCAUUCAAGAACUCCUUGAAAUUAGGAAGAAGAAUUUCCGCGGAAAACUAGAUGCUGUUGUUCUGUUUUGUAUUCAGCGAGAUAAUAAAGGCUUAGUCCGUGCAGCACAAAAAGUGUUGAAAAAUGGAGACAGAUUUUAUUGGCUUGCAAGCAAUGCGUGGGGAGAUCGAAAACAAGUAACAGACGGAGCAGAAGAAGCAGGUGAGGGAGCCAUCACUAUGAAUUAUAUUGAAGGCGAAGUUGACUCCUUCAAGAAAAAGUUUUUGAACAUGAAACCGUCCCUGAACAAGUACGGUCCAUGGUUUGAAGAAUUCUACCAAGAAACAUUGAAGUGUAAGCUCAAAAAUGCCUCAAAACCUAAUUACAAACGGGAAUGUUCAGCAAAUGAAUCUCUUCCUAAUGACAUGGAGAUCGGGCCUGUCCGUGUUGUGAUAAAUGCUAUGUAUGCUAUGGCGCAUGCACUCAACAACAUGCAUUUGACACUGUGCUCUGGACAGCAUGGUCUAUGCAACAACAUGAAGAAUCUGAAACGGGAACAAUUCUUGACCUUUUUAAAGAAUGUGUCUUUUCCAGAUGCGUCACUUGGUUUUAACGUGACUUUCAACCAAAACGGAGAUGUAGAUGGAAAUUAUAACGUGCUGAAUUUCAAAAAAGUGGAUGGACGAUAUAGGCACUUUAUCGUUGGAAACUGGAGCGGCGCAUUGAAUGGGGAUGGAAAAAUCCAAGGAAAAAUCAGAUUAGAUGACGACAAGAUUGUGUGGGGUGGAGGAAAAAAAAUCACUCCAUUAUCUUAUUGUAGCAAAACGUGUCCGGCCAAGCAGAUAACAAUUCCAGAAAUUACCAACGCUCGGUGCUGUUGGCGAUGCGAGGGCUGCAGUUCGAAUGAUAUCAUUAUAAAUAACACAUGCUCACUUUGUGGAGAAGGAAAGAUACCAGACACUAACAGGACAAAAUGCUUCAAACUGCCAGUUGUCUCCCCGACUUGGAGUGACACUCCUGCGCAAGUUUUAACCGGAUUCAUAUCUGCUGGAAUUAUUGCCAGCAUUGCCACUGCUGUGAUUUUCAUCUUGGAAAGGAAACACCGCAUUGUAAAAGCCUCUGGAAGAGAGCUUAGCGCAAUUCUAUUCAUGGGAGUCUUUUCGUGUUAUAUUGCCGCGUUAUUGCAUUUUGUGAAACCGCAGACCACAAUCUGUGGCGCCAAACGCUUUACUGACAGUGUUUCAAUGACAGCAUGCUACGCGCCUGUCUUAUUACGAACAAACCGCAUUUAUCGCAUAUUCAAGGCUGCCCAGAAGUCAGUUCGGCGACCGACGAUGGUAAGCCCACUGUCACAAACAUUUGUAGCCCUUGGUAUUAUCGCUUCUCAGUGUCUAAUAACAAUGAUAUGGGUUUUAUCAAAACCUCCCCUGGCUGUGGAAUAUUACGGCUAUAAAGACCGCGUAAUUCUAGAGUGCAGCACGGACGACUUCAGUUUGGCAAUAAACUUGUGUUUCAACGUCAUUUUAAUGUUUAUCUCGACCGUGUAUGCAUUUCGAACCCGGAAUUUUCCAAGAAAUUUUAACGAAGCUAAGUAUAUCGGCGUGACGAUGUACAUAUCAUGUUCUGUGUGGAUAGUGUUCCUUCCUUGUUACCUAAACGCGGCUGACAGCAUUUGGAAAUCUUACUUUUUGUGUAGUUCACUGUUUCUCAUUGGAACAAUAACUCUGCUAGGACUUCUGGUGCCAAAAGUUUUUCUUGUUUAUUUUGGCACCACAGUUGAACCGUGUGGGGAUACUACACUUACAGGGACAAUGGAUGAUAAGAGCAGAAGCGAACAUCGUAGGGAUACUAUGACCAUGGUGUCCUAAUUAUGAAUUCCUUAAUUAUAGUCAUUUAUAAGCCAAGUCCCCAAGCUUCCAAGUUAACCAACACAACUUAGAAAACGAAAAAAGAACUCGGCUAUAAGCCUGCAAGGCAAUGAGACCUUUUGUCUCAAUCAAUGGCGACCGAGCGAAGAUCAGCAAAGUUAUAAAUUAGUUAUUCAAAAUGUGCAAUGUAAUGUGUUGGCGAAGAAAUUUGUGAGCAAAACUUUAAUUCAUGCUUGAUGGCAGAGUAAUAAGCCCGAUUUGAAGGCCAUGAUUAUUUUAGGUGAUUUCU
Pocillopora damicornis (cauliflower coral) is the source of this 3069-nucleotide messenger RNA. Its product is annotated as metabotropic glutamate receptor 3-like. Lineage: Eukaryota; Metazoa; Cnidaria; Anthozoa; Scleractinia; Pocilloporidae. Gene Ontology annotation, molecular function: G protein-coupled receptor activity. Gene Ontology annotation, cellular component: membrane. The record is from RefSeq and is a predicted model, not a curated record. Gene Ontology annotation, biological process: G protein-coupled receptor signaling pathway.